This is a messenger RNA of Caretta caretta (loggerhead turtle), 703 nucleotides long. Lineage: Eukaryota; Metazoa; Chordata; Testudines; Cheloniidae. The record is from RefSeq and is a predicted model, not a curated record.
CCCGGCUGACGCCUCAUGCGCCCCCCGGGCCGAUCGCCCCCUCCGAACCGCUUUCUUGUGGGGGGAGCCGGCUGCCCCGCCAUGGGCCGCUCCUCCCCUGCUGCUGCUGCUGCGGCACCUCCGGGGUGGCCCGGCUCCCGCGGAGCCGCUGCUGCUGUGCGGACAGCGCUCUCCCCGCUGAGCGGGGCGCUGCUCUUAACCCCCCCCCAGACACCCCCCCAUAGAGCGUCUCUGUCGGGGUUGCUCCUAGGCCUCGGCCCCGGCCCCGGCCCCGCUGCGGGGCUGCGCCUGCAUCAUCGCUCCUGUGGCUGCGCCGCGCCUGGUGAGGAGCGACUUGCGCUGGUGUCCGGCCCUGAUCAUAUAUUUGAAAAAGUAAACCCUGAAAUGGAAAAGUUGGGCUUUGAAUGCAAGUGCCUUGGAGGAGGAAAAAUUGACCAUAAUAGCAAAGACAAGAAAAUGCGGGUAUUUGGUCUUUCCACAGGAUAUGGUAAAGCAGAUCAUGCAGUGACCGUAGAAAUACUGAAAAAAGUAUACCAAGACUAUAAAAUCACUUGGUCAGAUGACAAGAAAUGAAAAACUACUCUGGAAUCUGAAAUACAAAGCAAGUUUGCACUCUAGCUGUUGAUACAGAAUUGAAGUCUACGUUGUGUUCAAAUAAAUCACUGUUAGCUUUAUCUGAAUAAAAAGAUUUGUGUGUUCUCCA